Molecule: messenger RNA, 1575 nt
Organism: Phytomonas sp. EM1
Lineage: Eukaryota; Euglenozoa; Kinetoplastea; Trypanosomatida; Trypanosomatidae
Source: the annotation of a GenBank genome assembly
AUGAACGAUAAUAACAACCAAUACAACCCAUCGGGUUACAACUAUCCCCCUCAACCCGGCAGGGCACCCACCUACGGCUACGGCCAGCCCCCUCAACCCGGCGGGGCACCCACCUACGGCUACGGCCAGCCCCCUAAACCCGGUGGGGCACCCACCUACGGCUACGGCCUGCUUUCUGAGCAGUACCCGGAGGCUACCCCUUAUUAUGGUGACUUAAAUAUCCCGCCUGCUGAGGGCAAGCCUCUGUAUAGUCAACAGGAAACCGAAGAAGAGCCUAACCUGAAGCGGUUCGUGAAGCAAGGCUACAAGGAUGUUUGGGCGGCUUGUGUGUUCUUGAUCCUAUUCUUUGUACCUCUUGUGUGGGGUGUCGUGAACAUCAUCACUUUUACGCCGAUUUCCCCUGAUGAAAAUGAUCCUACUGUUUCCGGUAGGAGUACUUUGAACAUGUCAGAAUUAAUUCACCGUAUCAUCAUUGUCGCUAUUUCCUCUGGAGUGUCUGCUGUACUGGCGCUGUUUCUCAUUUAUUUGAUGAAAUGUUUGCCGAAACAGUUUAUCUACAUCGCGAAUCUGCUGAAUUCUGCCCUAUUCGCCGCAGUGGCCGUAUUUUGUGCGACGCAGCGCGUGUGGCCUCUAUGUGUUAUCAUGGCGCUGUUCUGCGUUAUUUCUCUAGCAUUCUUGUAUUGCGCGCGUAAACGAAUCCCCUUCGCAGCUGCUCUUCUAGGGUCAUCUGCAAGGGUUAUACUGAGAUACAAGGCCAUCUUUUUGAUCAACAUAUUAACCAUAAUAACCUUUUUUGUGUACACAGUUGUCGGAUUCUUUAUGAUGAUACCCUCAAUUGAUCGAGCGUACCACAGGCGCAAAGGCAAAGGUGACGUGGCAAUCAUUUUGAUUUUCAUUUUUAUCUAUUAUUGGGCUUCACAGGUUUUUGAUAACGUGCUGCACGUUACUGCCUCGGGCUUGGUCGCGACAUGGUAUUUCGCUGGCUUCGGCAACAUGCCAUCCAACCCAACGCUCGCCGCCUUUACACGUGCUAUGACCACGAGUUUCGGCUCCAUCUGCUUCGGCAGCCUCUUAGUGGCCAUCAUCGAGUUCAUUCGCAGCCUCGUUGAUUCUUCGGGAAGGGAGGAUAGUUUUCUGGCGUGUAUCUUGGACUGCAUUUUGGGUUGCAUUGAGAUGAUACUCGAGUAUUUUAACACCUACGCCUUCGUGCAUGUGGCCAUCUACGGAUGCGGAUACAUCGAAGCCGCGAAGCGUACGUUUGAGUUGUUCAGUCAGUGUAUUUGUAAAGCACUCUUCAACGACUGCCUGGUAAACCCAACUCUUGUAAUAUCGUCAUUUUGUUUGUCUCUGGUGUUGGGUAUUGCUAGCGGUUUGAUAGAUUGGAACCUUGCGACGGGUAUAAUUGCUUUUCUUAUGUCCCUUUGUAUUUCCACCAUACUAUUUUCGCCCAUUCGCAGUGCUGUUGUAACCAUAUUCGUAUGCUUUGCUGAUGCCCCUGAGGCUUUGGAGAGAUCCGACCCGUCACUAUACCAAAAGAUACGUGAUGCAGAUGCUGAGCGCAACCAGAGUUCAUAG